AAACAUUACACCACACUACUGAGACGCUGCUGCGGCAAGGGACAGCCAUGCAAGACCAAAGGACCAAAUCUUACUCAAAUGUUAAAACACAGCUGGAAAUAGACUGGGAGGAAGAACGGCGAGCUAUGCUGGAAGAACAGAAAAUAAUCAGGCAACGUGCACAGAAAUUAUCAGUUGAGACCAAUCGACGAAGGAAAGCUCUUGAGGACAGACGCAGAGAAGAAGAGCUGAAGGAACAGAGAUUCCGAGAUGAGGUUCUACAGCGAAGGAAGAUAAAACUUCAAGAAGCCACAGAGAACUUCCAGAGGGCCCACCUACCUCCAUCACAGCGCAGGAGAACUGCAUAUGUAGUUAGUAAAAAGCCAAACCCGAAGCUUGAAGAUGCUCUUAAGCAAAUUCAGUCAUCUCUGUCUUCCACGUUCUACUAUAUGUCCAAUCACCGGAGCCCUUUCAAUACAAGGAGCUCAGACUCGCCAUCCAGUACUUCAUCAAUAGGUAUCUCUGCAUGGCCGAAGAGACAAGAGUCCGCUCCAAAAUUUCCUUUUGAAGGAGUUUAUCAGGAGAAGUCGGUGAUCCAGUUUGAGAGCGAUCAGCUAUACUUCCAGAACAAGUUAGAGGAGGCACAGCGUCUCCUGGAGGAGCAACAUCUCAACAACAUACAGAAUUUCCAUCAGGAAGUGGAAGAACUAGCACAUUCGGAGAGUUUAUCUAGUUUGGACAGUCUAGAAGAAGGUCCAAACACUGUAAACGAGGAACUUAAUACAGUCCAAGAGCUUUCAGUUGACCCUUUGCAAAGAGCGUUGUCAGAAAUCUCUUCCAUUGUGAACAGUGGAAAUCCCUACACCAAUGAAAGUAACAGUGGGUUAAACGGUCAAAAAAGUUUUGAAUCUCAUCAAUUGACAACGGAUAUGAUAAGAGAACAAAACCUAUCUAUGAAAGAAGAAGAGUGGCACAGAUCAGCAGCUGAGCACGCAGUGACGGAUACUAUAACUCACAAUGGAUCCUCCUACGCUACUUUCUCAUCAACGCAAGAAAUAAAUCACUUCUCACAAAUGCCGACAGCAGAGGAAAAGACCGGUUAUUCUGACAUGGGUUAUAGAGAAAGUACAACUGUUGUGGUUAGGCCAAGCAAAGCUUGGGCCACUCCCGACCCAACCCCAAGAGAAGCCAUCCAUACCUCGGAGCCACACAAUAACAAAGACAUGGUACAAUGCUCUGGUUUAUCAAUAAAGCCUACAAUGAUUCAGCCCUUGGCAACUUCAAUAGUUGUUCCAUUAUCUGGAAGUUCUGCCAUUAACUGCCAACCCAACUCUGAUUUAAAACAAAGUAAACAUGUACAUGAAUUCCAUUCAACAAACUCUGUUUCUGAAGGCAUGCCUACUUCAUAUAAUUCACAGUUUUACAGAGUAAAAAGUGACCAGGCUAAGCCUAUAGAAAGCAGCAAUCCGAGCACCCCAUUGCGGGGAUACCUCUCCUCACAAAAUCUAGUGUCUAAUAUCAAAUCUGGGGAUAAGCAAGAGGAGAAGGAACAUCGAAACAAAAGUGGUCAUUCCCAAGAAUCACAAGAAGAUCCUGAUACCGUGUUGCCUACAUUUUAUAUAAAAGCGAGAAUUACCAGUGCUGGAAAAGAUGGACACAGGUUGUUGAAAAGCAUAUUAAAGAAAGGCUCAAAGUAUGAAAAGGGUUAUAAUAGGACGCUGGGUAUUGGCAAAAUGUUUCAGCUGGGGGAGAAAAGCUCAGAUGGCCUUAGGGACAGUGUGGAACUGGCUAAGGAAAAGGAAAAUAAGAAAAAUAAAAAAUUAAGAUGGUUAGAUGAAUCGGACAAAAUAAGGGAAAACAAAGAGGCACCAGGCACAAUUAGGAACAUAGAAGCUACCCAGAAGCCUCAAGUGGAGCCCUCUGCUACAGGACAUUUUAUGGAACAUGUUUUUGUCCCUACUGUUUCCUUAACUGACCAAGUAGGUCCUUCUGCCGGAACUCCUAGCUCUGUUUAUUCGACAGGUUACCAUUUCACCAAGCAGGCAUGGAUGGCAACUAAAGGAGAGGAAACGAACACUAUAGGCCAUACUCAGGCCAUUAGAACACCACCAAAGGCAAAAACAAAGGUAGCAAGGCGCCCAAAAUCGGCUAAAACCCAAUCCGUGGUUGGAUAUCGGAAUAGGAGGGGUGUCAUUAUACGGCCUCAAUCAGCUACUGAAGCAAGUAAAAUUGCAAACACUCAGGCAAAGGUGAUGGUACCUCAUCCUCCACCCAGGCUUGCUGCAGACAAUAAUAAUAGCGAUACCAUUACAGAAACAAAGGCUCAGCCUGGGAAUAUAAACAUUUCUCAGGUUAAUCAUUUGAACAAUGUUAUACAAUCACCCAACCAUGGUUUAACAAGAGAUGCAAUGCUCUCUAAAACAUUAUCUCGUUCUAAUAUACCUGCACAACAACCUGGUCCUCCUGAUGUUGAGAGUGCCACAAAAUCCAUCUUUACCUUAAACAGUGAGCGGGUGUUAGCUAUACAAGAAAGCUUACCCGUAUCUGCCAAACGGAACCCUGUAUAUGGAUUGAAUGGGCUGCGUCUAGACCAUACUCCCACUGAUGAGGAAAUUGCUCUUUUAUGGAAAGGAGUACGAUGUGCCUUAUCUCAUAAAAACUCUGCUGCUGGUGAUUUCCGUCCCGGUGACCUACCUUCUAAUUUACAGACACGACCUAACCUGUCCCAUGUCAUCAUCGAUGGAGGAACCCUAAAUAACUGGAAAACAUUUUCUAAAAUGAAUGGCUACUCCACUCCUUUUUUAAAUAGUUAUGUCACCCUUCCAAGAAGAAGGCAGAUUGUAGAUAACAGCGAGAACAAACGUAAAGCUUUGCUGGAGCAACGAAAAAGCAGGCCUGGUUCAGAAGGCUGGAGGCCUCCACUCUCACAGAACUUCCACACAGUGAAGAUAAGCCCAUUCCCCAGUACACAUGAGCCUUCACAAGCACACCCUGCACCAGCUUCUGUUGAAGUUUCAGAAAGCACGGCUCAGUUUAUGCUGGCAGAAAAUCUGGUGGAAACAUCUGCAACAGAUGGAGAAAUCUUAGCUGCCAUGCAAACAUUUCAGGCAAACAAGCACAAUCUCCAGAGCCACAAAUCCCCGAACGCAGGACACACAGCUCUGUCUAUAGAAGAACAGAGGCUCCUCCAGUCUCUUGAUCGCCUUAACCAGAGGCUGCAUACUGUGCAGGACACAAUGAGCAAAGCCCCAGGAGCUGCAAAUGGUUUUCCAAUGAAAUCAACAUUGAACGUCCAUCAUAUUCCAGCUCAGCCAGUGGAAAAUGCCACACCAUCGCACAAAUACCGCAGCCUGUCUGCCGACCCCCGCACGCGGCUGCAGAGAAGAUACUGACUGCGUUUUAUACUGUCACAGCACACAGCAAUGUAUAUCUCUGUAUAUAUGUAUUUAUAAAUGUUUUUAUAUAAUGUUU
This is a messenger RNA of Nanorana parkeri, 3450 nucleotides long. It is a transcript of the gene CEP126, whose product is annotated as centrosomal protein 126. Gene Ontology annotation, biological process: non-motile cilium assembly; mitotic spindle organization; cytoplasmic microtubule organization. The coding region runs from base 48 to 3371 and encodes 1107 amino acids. Gene Ontology annotation, cellular component: centrosome; ciliary base; midbody. NCBI's taxonomy places the organism in Eukaryota, Metazoa, Chordata, Amphibia, Anura, Dicroglossidae. The transcript has 12 exons. The record is from RefSeq and is a predicted model, not a curated record.